AUGACAUUUCCUCCAGCCUCUGCUGGGCCCAAUGCGGUUAGAGACUACAUCUCUGACAUUCUCCUCUUCAAGCAUGACACAACUGCAGACUUUGCCAAAGAAGUAGCUAGUCGCUGGCAAUUAGGUCGACCAAACGACCUGCGCCAUGCAUCCACUGGGACCUUCGAACGGGUUUUUGGAAAAGACAUGGGGCAUUUUCUAUAUCGAACAGUUCAAGAGGAUAUUAGGGAACAGUGGUACAACUCCACCGCCGGGGUGUUUAAUUCGUGGCUGUUCAUAUUCUCCCUAGUGUUCUCCGCGUUCUUUCUCGUUAGAGCAACACGGACAAAUUCAUCUUCUACGAGUGCUGCCUCCUUGCGCUACGCCGGCGCAGCAUUCGGGCCACCGAUGGUGUUCUGUGGAAUUCAGGACCCGUACAGUCAAUGGCAAUUUCCUCGACUGUUCCUCGGUGGUAUUGUAAGCUUCUUGACUGUUCUCGCAUUUCUGGUGGCUUCUAUAGACCGGCGUAUGGAGAAGCAGAAGGCAGACACAGAAGACAAAAAGCAGGGUGAAGUGAAACAGAAAGAGUAA
Aspergillus oryzae RIB40 is the source of this 570-nucleotide messenger RNA. RefSeq lists its product as uncharacterized. The record is from RefSeq and is a predicted model, not a curated record. The coding region runs from base 1 to 570 and encodes 189 amino acids. NCBI's taxonomy places the organism in Eukaryota, Fungi, Ascomycota, Eurotiomycetes, Eurotiales, Aspergillaceae. The transcript is spliced from 3 exons.